GUGUGUGAAACCAGGACGCCACCACCGGCCGCUGUGGACACGACCUCUCUGUAAUACACUGCGCUGCAUGCCCAAGCAGCCACUCAGCUAUGGCCGGUACUGUUCUUUGGUGGACGAUGAGCUCCGCUGUCCUGCACAAGAUGCUCUGCUCCUUAGUCCUGUCCUGCAUUUUAUUCAUGUCAAUCAUCGACGGCGUUUACACCGCUCCGGAGACCGGACACUGGAUUAUUACAGUUGUCAAUACAUCAAGACCUUUGUUAUUAAAAAAGUCGAUGUACAAAGACACUGACAUCCAGUUAAAAGUCUCUUCCUUUAACUGCCCAGUAGAGGUCUCGUUUGAUAUUAAGUGGUAUUUAAAGUUCUACCCUUGUCACAACGAAUUCAGUAACAUCGAGGAAAUGUACGAGAGGACACCACUGAGUAGAGGAGAGGGUCUAGACCCCAAUCCUCUUGCACCAGGAGAGUACAUCGAACACCAUUACAAAAAAUUAACCUGCAACAACGGGAUCCAGGUUUUCCCCAUGCUAAAUAAAUCCCAAGCAGAGCCAAGAACAGUGGACCCACAACGAGAGGAGGAUGCCAAUUAUACCAGGUGGCUUACAGCAGAAACUGAAGCUAAACCAGGUAAAAAGGAUAAUGUCAUUGCGACAACAUGGAGAGAUGGACCAUACCUACUUGUGGUUUUGAUCAAGUCCGAUAAAAAGGACGCCGACUGGAAUGUAACCUUCACUGUGAUUAUGAAAGGAGACCAUGGUUACAUUUCAGUCACAGAAUGGCCUCUUAUGAUCUUCUACAUGGUGAUGUGCAUUGUCUACAUCCUGCACGCUCUGCUCUGGUUCAUGUGGGCCUCUUGCUACUGGAAAGACCUGCUGCGUAUCCAGUUCUGGAUAGCUGGCGUGAUCUUCCUGGGCAUGGUAGAGAAGGCAGUCUUCUGUGCCGAGUAUGAGAACACUAAUGCUGUUGGCUCAGCAUCACAAGGCCUGCUGAUUUUCGCUGAACUUGUGUCAGCUCUGAAGAGAACCCUAGCACGACUCUUGGUCAUCAUUGUCAGUCUGGGCUACGGUAUAGUCAAGCCUCGCUUGGGGACUGUCAUGCACAGAGUCGUGGGGCUAGGUGUCUUAUACUUUGCCUUUUCUGCCAUUGAGGGAAUUUUGAGGAUUACUGGGGGCCAGGACAAUGUACCAGCUCUGAUCACUGCCAUUGUACUGACUCUGUUUGACUCCAGCAUCAUUUGGUUCAUAUUUGUUAGUCUUGCACAAACCAUAAAGACGCUGAAACUCAGGAGAAACCCAGUGAAGUUGUCCUUGUACAGACACUUCACCAAUACCCUCAUCUUUGCUGUAAUUGCCUCGGUCAUUUUCAUGGUAUGGACGACAAAGAAAUUCCGAUUAGCAGACUGUCAGGCUGACUGGAUGGAGCUCUGGGUAGAUGAUGCCUUCUGGAGGUUUCUGUUCUCUAUCAUACUGCUUGUCAUCAUGUUUCUCUGGAGACCAUCUGCAAAUAACCAAAGAUAUGCAUUCACACCUUUAAUUGAUGAUUCAGAUGAUGAAGAGAUUGAAGAGUUCUUGGUGUCUUCAAAUAUUGCUGAUGGCAUAAAAUUGAGAGCUGCUAAGACUGAGACGAAUGGAACAUCGAAACCUCCUACUUCUAGUGUGGAUGAAGACUUGAAGUGGGUGGAAGACAACAUUCCUUCCUCUUUAACAGAUGUUGCUCUGCCUGUUCUUCUCGACUCAGAUGAGGAAAUCAUGACUACAAAAUAUGAGAUGUCAAAAAUGCAGUGAACGCACAAACGAACGGCCUCCUUCUGAGUCUAAAGGCGCUGCUGCUGCUCCCAUUACCGGUCACUUACCACUGAGAAAAGGAUAAAAACCAGACAAGAGACAGAGACUGGUGAAGAGUUUGAUGGGGGAUCUGAAGAGAAGACAAGAAGAAUUGUGCUUCUAGUUACAGGAGUAUCCGGGCUCACUUAGCAAACGGUCCUUUCUGUAUUCAUGCCUUUUAUAUCUAAUGUGAAAGAUUUACUGCUUUUCCCCCCCUCCGGAAAUACAAAUACUCAUUCACUCAACCCAUCAAACCAAGCAGAAAUUACACCAUAUUUAUUUUUCACUGUACCCGUUUUCAUUACUUCAUGCCAGCCAGUUGAUGGCUUGGGUUUAGAAUGUUGUUGUUGUUUGUUGUUGUUGUUUUUUUGUUGAUUUUUUUUUUUUUUAAGCAGGGUCUUAGUGAAUAUUUCAAGGACAUGAAGUUGAAUGACCAAAGACGGUUUGUUUAGUCUUUAUUAGAGGGGGAAAAGUUCUGAGAUUCUCUUCAUGCAUCCUCUUUACUUAUAUAUUAUAUUAUAUAUUUCUUGUUAUUUAUGUUUCAUGUUGGCGAGCCAUUUUACUUCUGAAAAUACAGCAUUGGAGCAGAAAGUUCUGCUUCGUUUGUAAAUAUACAGAAGUUUUCCUAAAUGGCUGGGUAAUGAGUACAUUAAAAUGCAAAGGUAUAAACUCCAGCCUGUUUGUUAACUACUGAACCAAGCUGGAUUACUUUAGCAGGAAGCAAAAUGUGCCUCUCACAUCAAAGAGCAAUAUGUCGUUAAUAUUCCUCCAUGGCCUUGUGUAUCAUUAUUAUUUUACAUACGUUUUUUUUCUUCUGUUGUUUUUCUUUUUCUUAUUUAAUCACAAGUCUUAGAAAAACUACGAAUGGACAAUUGAUUGAAUCAUGCGAGUAGUUGGUUUUGUAGAAUCACACAUCUUUGCCUAUUUUCUGUCAUAUGUUGUCAUUUCUUUUUCAGAGAAAAGCACAGUUUGCCACGCAGAGACAUACCUACAGCACAGCUGUUCUGAAUUAAAGAUAGUUUGAAUCUAUCGUAGCAUUAUUUUUGCAUUUAAGUGAUUUUUUUGCCACAUGAAUGUAGUGGUUAGACUGAUUCUGUGCAAUAUUUUGGUCUUUUCUACUACUUUUCCUCGAGUGUGUACUUGAAGAUUUUGUAUCUUCUCCUGAAUUAUUAUUUUUUCAUCUUGCUGUGGAAGAUCAGAUUCUUCUUUUGCAGAUUUGUUUCACUUUGUCCAUUUUCAUGAUGCAUGUUUUCCGAUUUAUGAUGGUUUACUUCAAAUGUAAAUAAAGAUUCUUUAUUUA
This is a messenger RNA of Ictalurus punctatus (channel catfish), 3120 nucleotides long. RefSeq names its product transmembrane protein 87B (gene tmem87b). The transcript is spliced from 20 exons. Gene Ontology annotation, cellular component: Golgi apparatus; membrane. Gene Ontology annotation, biological process: retrograde transport, endosome to Golgi. Bases 90 to 1781 code for a protein of 563 amino acids. The record is from RefSeq and is a predicted model, not a curated record. NCBI's taxonomy places the organism in Eukaryota, Metazoa, Chordata, Actinopteri, Siluriformes, Ictaluridae.